UUUAAGAAUUCAAUUUUACUAAAUUCCUUCCGCCAAGUUCAAAGAAAUUAUAUAUUCAUCAAUCUAAAGCACAACUGCACAAAUGGGUAGCUGCUGCUGCAUGGUGUUGUAGCCUUAUCCACUCACAGUUUAGGACUUCAAGAAAUAAAUUUUCCAUAAAUUUCUUCAAAACAAUUAAAGCAAAGCAGUUCAAUUCAAAAUACCGUUACCCCCAAAUUCGGUUAGCAGGAAAAGAAAGCAAUUGGCGCGAACAUGGAGUUGCAAGGGCUCAGAGGCUCCAAUAAUCCCAAGGCGAUGCUUUCUUCUCUGCUGAACAAGAGAGAAAAGCUGCAAGACGAGCUCCGUAGUGUUGAAAAGCAGGUGUAUGAGCUGGAAACGAGCUACUUACAAGAAACAACCACGUUUGGAAAUGUGUUGAAGGGCUUUGAUGGGUUUCUGUCUUCAUCCAAGAGUGCAUCCAACUUAAAGAGAUCCAGAAAGUUUCAGCUUGAAGAUAGAGUAUUCUCAUUGUCCUCAGUCACCUCACCAGCGGCUGAGGAGCUUCGAGUUGGCAAAGAGGAUGGAAAAUCAGACAUGGUUCAAGGUAGACCAAGACUUGGAGGUGUAGCAACUACUGGACCGGGAAAGCCAAAAAAGGGGAGAACAGGUCAGAGGGAAGUAAAGAAAGUCAAGAUCACGAGCGAGUUGGAUCCUGAUGAGGAUGAUGAUCUUGAUAUGAGAUAGCUCGUUUGAUUUUGCUCGAUCCGGAACCUGUAUUCUUUCACCUAGCUAGUGCAGUUGUGGCAAUACCAUUUCGCUUUGCUCUAAUCUCUUAUGCCAUAUGAGGUAAAAAAUGGAGAGUCCCGUAUUCUUGGAUCCAUAAACACUUCCAGAGAAGUAAUGAAGCAGAAAAUAUAGAAAGAAUAUGUUGGUCCCGAAGCAUCACUGUUUGUACUAUUCCAUCUAGAGGAUUUUGAGUUUUGUACCGACUCAUAACUUUGCUAUGAUAUGUUAUUGGCUGUAAAAUCGUCGUGUUAGUUCAUCAUCACAUAGACCUGCAUUAACCCUUUACAGUGAAUUGUAGAUUUAAGUUCGGAUAACGACAUUCUAUCUCUUAACAUUUAUUACUAGAUAACUGUUUGCUCU
Salvia hispanica is the source of this 1125-nucleotide messenger RNA. Its product is annotated as histone acetyltransferase subunit NuA4-domain protein. NCBI's taxonomy places the organism in Eukaryota, Viridiplantae, Streptophyta, Magnoliopsida, Lamiales, Lamiaceae. Gene Ontology annotation, cellular component: histone acetyltransferase complex. The record is from RefSeq and is a predicted model, not a curated record.